This is a messenger RNA of Oncorhynchus gorbuscha (pink salmon), 2015 nucleotides long. Its product is annotated as AP-3 complex subunit mu-2. The record is from RefSeq and is a predicted model, not a curated record. The transcript is spliced from 9 exons. Gene Ontology annotation, biological process: endocytosis; intracellular protein transport. Gene Ontology annotation, cellular component: cytoplasmic vesicle; clathrin adaptor complex. The coding region runs from base 117 to 1373 and encodes 418 amino acids. NCBI's taxonomy places the organism in Eukaryota, Metazoa, Chordata, Actinopteri, Salmoniformes, Salmonidae.
GUCAUAUUUCUCGUCAUUCAGGCCAGCUAACUGAGAACAAGCGACGGCCUUCUCUAAUCUUUCAUUGAAAAAAGACGAAAGCGAGACGAAAACACAAAUAGAUUGACACCGCCAAAAUGAUCCACAGCCUGUUCCUCGUGAACUCCUCGGGGGACAUUUUCCUGGAGAAGCACUGGAAGAGCGUUGUGAGCCGCUCCGUGUGCGACUACUUUUUCGAGGCGCAAGAGCGCGCCAGCGAGCCGGAGAACGUGCCCCCAGUCAUCCCGACCCCACACCACUACCUAAUCAGUGUGCUAAGGCACCGCAUUUACUUUGUGGCAGUUAUUCAGAGCGAGGUGCCGCCACUCUUUGUCAUUGAGUUCUUACACAGGGUGGUUGAUACAUUCCAGGACUACUUUGGGGUGUGCACGGAGGCAGCGAUCAAGGACAAUGUGGUGGUAGUAUAUGAGCUACUAGAGGAGAUGCUGGACAAUGGUUUCCCCCUGGCCACAGAGUCCAAUAUCCUCAAAGAGCUCAUCAAGCCGCCCACCAUCCUGCGCACAGUGGUCAACACCAUCACAGGCAGUACCAAUGUAGGGGAGCAGCUCCCUACUGGCCAGUUGUCCGUGGUGCCUUGGCGACGCACUGGAGUGAAGUACACAAACAACGAGGCCUACUUUGAUGUAGUGGAGGAGAUUGAUGCCAUAAUCGAUAAAUCAGGCUCCACUAUCACAGCAGAGAUCCAGGGGGUGAUUGAUGCCUGUGUGAAAUUAACAGGCAUGCCUGACCUCACUCUCUCGUUCAUGAACCCUCGUCUGCUGGAUGAUGUGAGCUUCCACCCGUGUGUGAGGUUCAAGCGCUGGGAAGCGGAGAGGAUCCUCUCUUUCAUCCCCCCAGAUGGAAACUUCCGGCUGCUCUCCUACCACGUCAGCUCCCAGAAUCUGGUGGCCAUCCCAGUGUACGUCAAGCACAACAUCUCGUUCAGGGAGGGUAGUUCUCAGGGCCGCUUUGAGCUGACCCUGGGCCCCAAGCAGACCAUGGGGAAGGGAGUAGAGGCUGUUCUGGUCAGCAGCCAGCUGCCCCGCGGAGUUCUCAACACCAACCUCAACCCCACCCAGGGGACAUACACCUUCGACCCUGUCACUAAGCUCCUGUCGUGGGACGUGGGUAAGAUCAACCCUCAGAAACUGCCGAGUCUAAAAGGCUCUAUGAGCCUGCAGGCAGGGGCCUCCAAGCCAGACGAGAACCCGACCAUCAACAUCCAGUUCAAGAUCCAACAGUCGGCCCUCUCUGGACUGAAGGUGAAUCGGUUGGAUAUGUACGGGGAGAAGUACAAGCCAUUCAAAGGCAUCAAGUACAUGACCAAAGCUGGCAAAUUCCAGGUCCGGACAUAGAGGCUUGACUCGUCACUCUCUGGCCUCUGCACCACUACUGUACAACAGAUAGGAGGUGGUUUCAGAUGGGGGAGGGGGGGGUUGUGUGUGGCUAUGAUGCAUUCCCUGUGUAAAUGCAUUUCAGGAUUUAUCCUCACUAACUAGAGGCUCUGCUGUCUAACUGAACUACCACAGAAUGUGUGACACGACACACAAAAUCCUGUUUUUAAUGGAGUUGUUUGCACUGUCUGUGUUAGUUAUGAGGUUACCAGUCUCAGCGUAGCUACGGCUUUUGUAGCAGGCCUAAAAUUGGUAUCUCUGUUGUCAUUUCUGGUUCUCUUUCCAAGCUCUUUGCUAUCCUUUUGAGUUCUCUUUGGAGUUAUGUGCUUCCCUCAGAUGUGUCACUACAGUCUACUGCUAGUACCCUUUUUCUCGUGCUUCAAUCAAUUCCUUAUCAUCAACAUUGCCCAGAGUAUCUUCUGGUCAGGUUACAUGGCCAGGAAACAGUCCUGGUGCUACUUCUAUUACAUUCCUAUGUUAAUCAAAUCAAAUCAAAUUUAUUUAUAUAGCCCUUCGUACAUCAGCUGAUAUCUCAAAGUGCUGUACAGAAACCCAGCCUAAAACCCCAAACAGCAAACAAUGCAGGUGUAAAAGCACGGUGGC